AUGCAGAACCCUACUGUCUCGCCGGCCUUCAACCACACUGUCCACGUCAACAACAAGCAACACAUACGGCGAGUCUACCAGGGGAAGAGAAACGUGGUCGUGUAUUACAACGAAGAACCCGAGUAUGGUGACCAUGACGAGGUGGAUUUUGAGUUCUUGGGCAACGUCGAUGGCAAGCCAGUGGCUCUCCAGACCAACAUCUUCCUCAAUGGCCAAGGCUAUAGGGAGCAGCAGUUCUACCUCUGGUUCGACCCAUCAGCAGCUAUCCAUGACUACAAAAUACUCUGGAACGAGCACCAGCUCGUGAUGCUGGUCGAUGAAACGCCCAUCCGGGUGCUCAAGAACCUUGCGGGCCGCAUGCCAGGCUACCAGUUCCCGAUGAGGCCGAUGAGAAUCCGAGCGAGCAUCUGGGACAGCUCUCCCUGGGCGACCGACAAUGGCAGGAUCAAGGUUGACUGGAACCGUGCGCCAUUUACCUCCGCAUUCCAAAGGUUCAAUAUUGACGCCUACCCCGCCACCGGAGGUGCGCCGUGUGGCUCGCCCAACCUGUGGUGGAACAAGUUUUGGGACCUGACGCCCGCACAGAAGGCAGCGUACAAAAAUGUCAAGAGCAAGUACAUGACCUACAACUACUGUGAUGACAAGGCAAGGUUCAACUUCCGUGUUCCGGUAGAGUGCAGCCACAACUAA
This is a messenger RNA of Triticum turgidum subsp. durum (durum wheat), 690 nucleotides long. The record is from the annotation of a GenBank genome assembly. NCBI's taxonomy places the organism in Eukaryota, Viridiplantae, Streptophyta, Magnoliopsida, Poales, Poaceae.